This is a messenger RNA of Xiphias gladius (swordfish), 7913 nucleotides long. RefSeq names its product CLIP-associating protein 1-B-like. The transcript is spliced from 40 exons. The record is from RefSeq and is a predicted model, not a curated record. Gene Ontology annotation, molecular function: kinetochore binding; microtubule binding. NCBI's taxonomy places the organism in Eukaryota, Metazoa, Chordata, Actinopteri, Istiophoriformes, Xiphiidae. The coding region runs from base 432 to 5123 and encodes 1563 amino acids. Gene Ontology annotation, biological process: mitotic spindle assembly. Gene Ontology annotation, cellular component: microtubule organizing center; cytoplasmic microtubule; spindle microtubule.
CUGCCAUGGGACAUACCGUGAUUUACUAUGGCAAAUAAUCAUUUUGUCGCUUUUAAUUACACCGAAUGACUCCUGGUUAACCAGCCGAGGCUCGUAGACAGUGAAAUGGAUUGAGGGUUAAAUGCCAAGUAGUUUGAGCUAACCACAACCGAGUGGAUAAUACUCGGCGGUGAUGUGAAGUAACGGCGGAGGCAGCAUCGCCACUUCUGACUUUUUUUCUGGGAACGGUUCAGUCCAUCCGAAAAGCCACACACAACGAUGAAGUGCAGCCCCCCACCGCAGGAUAUUAUGGUGCUCGUUUCGCCACCCUUAGCUGCCCCCUAAAGAUAAUAACCGGUGUAUAAAACGGGCCUGUCAACUGUAAGGGCUUUGGCGGACCAAACGUGAGGAGAAAGGCCAGCUGGAAGUCUGCUUUGACUCCAGCAGCCGCCAUGGGCGAGGAGGUGAGCAUGGAGUAUUUGCUGGAGCAGGUGACGCAGAAGGACCUGGGGAAGAGGCUCCAGGUGGGCCAGGAGAUCAUAGAGCUCAUGCUGGACGAGGAGAAGUCCCCCGAGCUGGAGCAGGACCAGACCACGCUGGACAGGAUGGUGGACGCGGUGGCCAGCUCCUGGGUCAACUCCAGCAACUUCAAGGUGGUUUUGCUGGGGAUGGAUAUCCUGUCUGCUCUGGUCAGCAGACUGCAGGAGAGAUUCAGGACGCAGGUUGGAACUGUUCUGCCGAGCUUGAUAGACCGACUAGGAGAUGCCAAGGACCAGGUACGAGACCAGGACCAAGCACUUCUACUGAAGAUCAUGGACCAGGCUGCUAACCCACAGUACGUGUGGGAGCGAAUGAUGGGAGGCUUCAAACACAAGAACAACCGUACCAGAGAAGGACUCUGCCUCUGUCUCAUCUCAACCUUAAAUGUGUUUGGAUCUCAGAGUCUGACGCUCAGUAAAAUAGUUCCUCACAUCUGUAACCUCCUCGGAGAUCCCACAAGUCAGGUGCGCGACGGAGCCAUGAACUGCCUCGUAGAGAUCUACCGCCAUGUUGGAGAGCGAGUGCGAAUGGACCUGGGAAAGAAGGGUCUGCCUCAGUCACGGCUGAACGUCAUCUUCAGUAAAUUUGACGAAGUUCAGAGGUCAGGGAACAUGGUCCUGUCACCUGUGUCAGACAAAAACUUUGAGGACGAUGACUCGGUGGACGGCGGCCGCUCCUUGUCCUCGUCCAAAGGAGCCUCGCUGUCCGGGAGGAAGACGAUGAGCAUGGGUUCAUUUCGACGACCCGCCUCCGCCUCCAGCACCAAGUCCGCAGGGAGGGACGGGUCCAGUGCUGGAGCCGUGGAUGAAGAGGACUUCAUCCAGGCCUUUGAGGAUGUGCCCACAGUGCAAAUCUACUCUAACAGGGAGGUGGAUGAGGCCAUGACGAAGAUUCGAGACGUGCUGUCAGAUGACAAGAGGGACUGGGAGCUCAGAGUGGCGGCUCUGAAGAAGGUGCGUUCGCUGCUCCUGGCCGGCGCAGCAGAGUUCGAUGGGUUUCUGCAGCAGAUGCGGCUCAUGGAGGCGGCGUUCAAGCUGUCUGCCAAGGACCUCCGCUCUCAGGUGGUGAGAGAGGCCUGCAUCACUCUGGGCCACCUGUCGUUGGUGCUCGGCAGUCGGUUCGACCACGCGGCAGAGGCCGUCAUGCCGACCCUCCUCAACCUGGUCCCCAACAGUGCCAAAGUCAUUGCCACCUCCGGCGUGGCCGCCAUCCGCCUCAUCCUCAGACGCACACACUACCCGCGUCUCAUUCCCAUCAUCACCAGCAACUGUACGUCCAAAUCUGUUGCUGUCAGAAGACGCUGCUAUGAGUUCCUGGACCUGCUGCUGCAGGAGUGGCAGACGAGCUCUCUGGAGAGACAUGGAACAGUUUUAAUGGAGACUAUAAAGAAAGGGAUCCACGAUGCAGACGCCGAGGCUCGAUCUGUGGCUAGAAAGUGUUACUGGGGUUUCCACGGUCACUUCAGCCGAGAGGCGGAGCAGCUGUUCCAGGGCCUGGAGUCGUCAUAUCAGAAAGCCCUCCAGGCUCACCUGAGGAGCGGAGACAGUCUGAUGUCGCUGCCUGCCUCCGACCGCUCCUCCUCCUCCUCUCAGGAGAGUCUCAAUCGUCCCCUGUCUGUAAAAAGCACCGUUGGAAGCAGCACAACCAGAUCCAAACCUGCCCACUCCUCCAGGACUCCUGCAGCGGCUUCCUCUCCAGGCUCCCUCCAGCGUUCUCGCAGUGAUGUGGACGUCAACGCAGCAGCCACCGCCACGGCCCGCACCAGGAUGCCUGCCGUGCCCGCCGCCGUAGCGUCGUCGGCUUCCCCCUUCAGCUCGGCUUCGGCCCUUCCGCCUGGAUCCUACGCUUCACUGGGUCGAGUACGAACCCGGAAGACGAGUUCAGGAAACGGUCCGUCUGUGUCAGACAGCCGUGGACGGAGCCGAGGGAAGGUCGUCUCACAGUCUCAGCCCGGCAGUCGGUCCGGUUCUCCAGGCCGACUGCUGAGCUCCACCUACGGCAGAAUCCCGAGACCGACGAUGGGCACUGGCGCCGGCGCCGCCGGCAGCACCUCCACCAGUCUGGCCGACAAGAGCCAACCUCGAGGUCACCGCAGCCAGGGCUGCAGCCGAGAAACCAGCCCCACCAGAUCAGGCAUGGUCCGGAGUCGAAUCCCUCGACCGAGCAUGAGUCAGGGCUGCAGCCGCGAAACCAGUCGCGAGAGCAGCCGCGACACCAGCCCCGCCAGGGGUUUCUCCCCCCUGGACCGGCUGUCCCAUCAGGCUCGGAUCUCGGCCUCCGUCAACGCCAUGAGAAUCCUCAACACCGGCACUGAGGUUGAGGCUGCUGUGGCAGAUGCUCUGCUCUUAGGAGACUCGAGGAAUAAGCGGAGGCCGGUGAGGCGGCGUUUUGAGUCGCCGGGCAUGUACUCGGACGACGACGCCAACAGCGACGCCUCCAGCGCCUGCUCGGAGCGCUCGUACAGUUCGCGCAACGGCGGCAUGGCGCCGCACUACCUGCGUCAGACGGAGGACGUGGCGGAGGUGCUGAACCACUGCGCCAGCGCCAACUGGUCUGAGAGGAAGGAGGGACUGCUGGGACUGCAGAACCUGCUCAAGAGCCAGAGGAUGCUCAGUCGUGUGGAGCUGAAGAGGCUUUGUGAGAUCUUCACCAGGAUGUUUGCAGACCCUCACAGCAAGAGAGUCUUCAGCAUGUUCCUGGAGACUCUGGUGGACUUCAUCAUGCUGCACAGGGAUGACCUGCAGGACUGGCUCUUCAUCCUCCUCACCCAGCUGCUGAAGAAGAUGGGGGCUGACCUCCUGGGCUCCGUCCAGGCCAAAGUCCAGAAGGCCCUGGACGUCACCAGAGAGUCAUUCCCGUAUGAGCAGCAGUUCAACAUCCUGAUGCGUUUCAUUGUGGAUCAGACGCAGACGCCCAACCUUAAGGUGAAGGUGGCCAUCCUGCGCUACAUCGAGGCUCUGGCCCGCCAGAUGGACCCGGCUGACUUUGUCAACUCCAGCGAGACGCGCCUAGCAGUCUCACGCAUCAUCACCUGGACCACCGAGCCCAAGAGCUCCGACGUGCGUAAGACCCUUCAUAACUGGGCAGGGGAGGAUUUCUCAGGCCGACCCAGCACCGUGGCCUCUCUGCCUGGGGAGGGCAACCUGGAGGAGAGGUGCAAGCAGGCAGCCCAGGUGGUGUUGAUCGCCCUGUUUGAGCUGAACACACCUGAGUUCACCAUGCUGCUGGGAGCUCUGCCCAAAACCUUCCAGGACGGGACCACCAAACUGCUGCACAACCACCUGAGGAACGCCAGCGCCAACAGCGGCAUCGUCAUGGCGUCCCCCAGUAACUCGGCGGGCCGGACGCCUCCACGACAGCCGAGCAGCCGCAGCAGCCCGCUGACCUCGCCCACCAACUGCUCCCACGGGGGGCUUUCUCCCAGUAUGCUGGAGUACGACAGUGAAAACCUGAACUCAGAGGAGAUCUACAGCUCUCUGCGCGGCGUCACCGAGGCCAUCCAGAACUUCAGCUUCCGCAGCCAAGAAGACCUGAUGGAGCCACUGAGGCGGGACGGCAAGAGGGAAAGCAUGUCCGGAGUCGGGGCGUCCUCAGACUCUGACCCUCGGCUCGGUGGUGACGUGGUGGAGGGUGGACGCACAGCCCUGGAUAACAAGACGUCGCUGCUGAACACUCCUUCGCCGCGGUCCUUUGCCGGCCCGCGCUUCCGUGAUUACAAUCCGUACAACUACACCGACAGCAUAAGCACACUGGACAAAGCUGCCCUAAAGGAGGCGCUGUAUGAGGAUGCCGUGGAGCAGCUGCGAGAUGGCCGCCGUCAAGAAAGUGUCGAAAACAAGAUCCUGAACCCCAAAAGCUUCCCUGCUGGCCCCGCCGAGCAGCUGGAGUUGGUCGCGGAGCUGCUGAAGGAGCUCUCUCAGAGCCAAGCAGGGGAGCGGGGCCCCGAGGAGCGACGGGGGACCCUUCUGGAGCUGCUGAAGGUGGCCAGGGAGGACAGCCUGGUGGUCUGGGAGGAACACUUCAAGACCAUGCUGCUGCUGCUGCUUGAGACGCUGGGAGACAAAGACCACACGAUCCGGGCUCUGGCCCUGCGAGUCCUGAAGGAGAUCCUGAGGAACCAGCCGGCCCGCUUCAAGAACUACGCCGAGCUCACCAUCAUGAAGACGCUGGAGGCUCACAAAGACUCGCACAAGGAGGUGGUGCGGGCGGCGGAGGAGGCGGCCUCCACGCUGGCGGGCUCCAUCCAACCGGAGCAGUGCAUCAAGGUCCUCUGUCCCAUCGUGCAGACGGCAGACUACCCAAUCAACCUGGCCGCCAUUAAGAUGCAGACCAGGGCCAUUGAACGCAUCACCAAGGAGCCGUUACACCAGCUGCUGCCUGACAUCAUACCCGGACUCCUGCAGGGCUACGACAACACAGAGAGCAGUGUGAGGAAGGCCAGUGUCUUCUGCCUGGUGGCCAUCUACUCUGUGAUUGGAGAGGAGCUGAAGCCCUACCUGGCUCAGCUGACCGGCAGCAAGAUGAAGCUGCUCAACCUGUACAUCAAGAGGGCCCAGACCUCAACCAGCACCAGCAGCAGCUCCUCCGACAUCUCCUCCUACUAACUCCCGCAGCACACGCUUAGCUCUCAGCCUCGCCGUAACACAGAAACAAUUUUCAUUCCAUCAGCUGAUCUGAAGUCCGUGCAUAUGGGCUCAUGAUUAUUUAGAUGUUCCUUGUAGGACCAGGGCCUGCGCCCAAAACCUCAUCUUCCCAACCAACAUUUCAUUCCUUCCGCUGCUGAUAAAGUUGUCUUGAGAAGAUCAUGCUGUCAUGGCUCCGCUUUCCGGACCAUCUACCCAUCGUCUUGAAAGCUUUGGUCAUUUUUGGCAGGCAAGGUGAACCUGGCAGCUAAGGUGUUUCAUGAAGAACCAGGCCUUGUACCUGAACCUCCACACUACCGUUAGAGUCAUGAGCCUUAAGACUCAUCUUCCAUCUACGUACGAUGGAACCGAUGUGAUCGAAGAAACCAGUUUUUAGAGGCUGUGUGCCUGAAACCAACAUCUCCUCUUCCUACUCGCUCCUCGUGUCACCAUCACAUUGACUUUACAAAUCCAGUAUUCCUCGGUCGAGUGGAUUUAAGGUGAUCUUUGGAGCCGAGGUGAUCCUGAAAAAUAUUUCUGAAAGUUAUCCUAGCAUUGAGACUGUCCUCUUACACUUUUGAAGGGUGUAAGGUGAGUUUGGAAUCGUGGAAGAAGAGGAGAACUUUGUGGUGUAACUUCCUUCCUCUCAGCGCAGGAGGAAAUCUGUGGCUAUCAGUAUUUUUAUUCAUUUUAAUACAUUUUAAUCCACUUCUUUGAAUAAUGUAUUUGCUUUGACACAUCAAACCUUAUCGUAUAUUGAAUGUAAAGAGCUUUGAAUGACUGUGGACCUCACCCGUGUUUCUCCUUCCAGAACUACUGCCUCAUUGUACCUGGUGGAUCAAUUUUAAAGGAAUCGGGAUAUUUUCCGAUUUUUAACAUGUUCAUUUGGUGAAUUUUGAACCGUGUUGGUCUUUCAAAGAAAGUGGCACAAUAGUUUUUUAAUGGCUGAUUUCAAGGGUCCAUCUGAAGAUUGAUAUGUUAGAAAUUAUGAGCUUUGAUUUUCAAAUUCAGCUGACACCUCACUGAAUGCAACAGAAGAGGAUUGUAUCAGCUGUCCAAAAUGUGAAAUCCAAGUUCAUGUGAGUUUAUGUUAGAUGAUCAUUUGGCUGGCCAAUGAUUUUAAGCACUACAGAGGGGACCCGUUUUGGGCCCAAGUACCAGCAGAAGAUACCAGUGUUGUUAUUAUAAAAACAAAACAUCACAAUCUGCAAAAUCAGUUUUUACUUGUGAAGGAAAGAAAGGACUUUGUUCGAUCUAUGUAAAACUUAUCAGCUGAAUUUCCAUUUAAAAAUCAAUGAUAGAUAAUUGACUGCUUUUUUACCAUGUUUUCCCACCUGGAUUGAAAAAUGUGAAAUUGAAACUGGAUUGUUUUUGCGCAGGAUUUGCCUCAUAGAUAAACUCUUAAAAAGGAAUAAUGCUCCUGAUCUCAUGCACGUUUCCUUUGCCCAGGGCUGAACGAUAAGUCACUUAUAUACUGAAAAACACUAACAGACUACUUCGUCUUGCUCUGGAUAAAUGAUCUAUGUAAUUGGCCCACGUGAAUUUCAGGCAGGUAGAUGGCAGCUCGGCGGUUGUUGAGUGAAAACGACAGACGGUUGGUAAACAGAGGUGUCGGGAACUGAAAGAGCAUCAUAUCAUUGGUUUAUGCUCUGUGCUGUAACAGCUUAAGUAGCUAAAGCACGGAGUUGUCAACAGGAUCAUUAGAAGUCAUCAGUACAAUGAAACAUUGUAAGAAGCAACUUAGUUUAAUUUAGCUUUUUGCCGUUACAAAACAACAUACACAAAACACACCUGUUGAAAACCGUGACUGGACAUCAGCAGUUAAUAAUGUGUACCGUUAAAAAAAGUACUUUUGAAUGUCAUGCUAAUAAUUAAAUGAUAUUUAGUAAUGUCACUAAUAUAAUACCUUGAUAAAAAUGGGAUAAACUAGUUAAUUUUUCUAUAGAAAAAUCAGCAGAAUUGGCUUUUCUCUGACAGACUGGUUCGAAAUCUGAAGUCUGUUCAUGUAGAAAUGAUAAAUUUGUCAUUGUGCUUUGUAAAAGCGUAUCAUUUUUUAAUAUUAUGUAGGAAACAACUACAUUUCUGUAUUUUCAUUUAUAGAGGAUGCCUGCAAUUUAAAAAGCAAGGUGACAUUUUUCUAAAAUCGUUCAGCCCUACUUCCUGGAGGUCACAAGGUCACCUUCCUGGAGAUUUAAUCCCGACCUUGGUCCAAAGACAGCACGCUUUUAUCCAUAUUGUGAUGUAAUUUCAAAGCAUUAAAUUAAAAGUAUUUUAAGUAUUCAAUCUACACAAGCUAUGACUGAUAUUCUCAUUUUCAUGCUAAGUUUUAUUAGCAAGAUAGGUCUCGUAGUUAAAGACCAGAGCCCGCUUCACAUUAGAUGAUCUUGUCUUGCAGUGGGACCAAAGACAUUCACACAACCUCCUCUUCAAAUUAAAAGACAGCUGUUAAAAUGAUUGACACAUGCUGUGUUUGAUCAUGUUUUUAUGUAAAGUUGUCCCUGUAAAUAAUGUUAAAAAAAAAAAAAAUUUACCUGACAGUAGUUAGUUGUUUGGGAAAAAAUGAUGCCUGAAAGCAGACAUGAUGAGAAAUGAAAACUACUCUGAUUUUCUUUUUUUUUCUUUCCAUUUUUCAAUCCAACACUCCAAAGGUAAAAAAAAUUUAGGAAAAACAUUCAUAUUACAUUGAUACAAUUAACAAAAAAUAACAUUUUACAAACCUAAUUAAAUGUUCCACCUUUCUAUUAUUGAUAUCAGUUGAAAAGUAAACUGAUA